This is a messenger RNA of Balaenoptera musculus (blue whale), 279 nucleotides long. RefSeq names its product small nuclear ribonucleoprotein E-like. The record is from RefSeq and is a predicted model, not a curated record. The transcript has a single exon. Gene Ontology annotation, molecular function: RNA binding. Gene Ontology annotation, cellular component: U4/U6 x U5 tri-snRNP complex; U4 snRNP; U1 snRNP. NCBI's taxonomy places the organism in Eukaryota, Metazoa, Chordata, Mammalia, Artiodactyla, Balaenopteridae. The coding region runs from base 1 to 279 and encodes 92 amino acids. Gene Ontology annotation, biological process: spliceosomal snRNP assembly; mRNA splicing, via spliceosome.
AUGGCGUACCGGGGCCAGGGCCAGAAGGUGCAAAAGAUGAUGGUGCAGCCCAUCAAUCUCAUCUUCAGAUACUUGCAAAAUAUAUCUCGGAUUCAGGUGUGGCUUUAUGAGCAAGUGAAUAUGUGGAUACAGGGCUGUAUCACUGGUUUUGAUGAGUAUAUGAAACUCGUAUUAGAUGAUGCAGAAGAGAUUUAUUCUAAAACAAAGUCAAGAAAACAACUGGGUCGGAUCAUGCUAAAAGGAGAUAACAUUAUUCUGCUCCAAAGUGUCUCCAACUAG